This is a messenger RNA of Rotaria sordida, 1320 nucleotides long. NCBI's taxonomy places the organism in Eukaryota, Metazoa, Rotifera, Eurotatoria, Philodinida, Philodinidae. The record is from the annotation of a GenBank genome assembly.
AUGGUUUCAACAGUAAUUCGUUAUUUCAUAUUCGUUCUAUUCAGCCUUACAGUUCGAGUGAAAUCUCAAUUCUGCAAUGGAAUUGCUCAAUAUAAUCGAUGUUCGCCAAAUAGUGCAUGUGCAUGUUUCCAUAUAGCAGGCGCUAUUGACAUUGGCAUUUGUACCGAUGAAUUCGUCGAUUGUUCUGAGCUAGUUACAUGCGAACGCUCAAACAACAUUUGUAGUGAACCUAACCAUAGAUGUGUCUAUCAUCCUCGAUGUCAUAAUCUUCCUGUUUGUUAUUCGGUGCCUAGUUUCAAUCGACAACUCUGUCCACCAAUAGAAACAAUGAAUACUACAACUACAAGUACAAUUCCAACUACAACAACUACUCAACAACUAUUCUAUCCAUUACGUGGAACUUCCGUUGACAUUCAUCCAAAUGCUCGAUGGCAACAGAAUGGUAUCACUGUAACUGGAGGAAAUGGAAAUGGCAAUGGAAUCAAUCAAAUCUCAAGCUCUUGGGGUUUGUAUGUUGAUGAUGAUCAAACAAUCUAUGUUGCUGAUACGGCGAAUCACCGUAUUGUGGAAUGGAAAUGGGGCGCAACGAGUGGCCAAGUGGUUGCAGGUGGAAAUGGACAAGGAAGUGGGGAUCAUCAGUUAUCUAGCCCAUUAGAUAUGAUUGUCGACAAAGAGAGUGAUAGUCUCAUCAUCUCCGAUUAUGCGAAUAGAAGAGUGGUUCGAUGGUCUCGUCGAAAUGGAACAAGUGGAGAAACAAUCAUCUCUAACAUCCAUUGUAUGGGUUUGACAAUGGAUGAGAAUGGAUCUCUCUAUGUCGUUGACAAUGGAAAAGAUGAAGUGAGACGAUAUCGAAGAGGAGAAUCUCAAGGAAUAGUGGUUGCAGGUGGCAAUGGAAGAGGAAAUCAUCUCAAUCAACUCUCUUCCCCACGAUACGUAUUUGUCGACCAAGAUCAUUCAGUAUAUGUGUCUGAUUUUGGAAAUGAUCGUGUGAUGAAAUGGAUGGAAGGUGCAAAACAAGGCAUUGUUGUGGCUGGUGAUCAAGGAAGAGGAAAUGGUCUUGCACAAUUGUCAUCUUGUCAAGGAGUCGUUGUCGAUCAAUUGGGCACUGUCUAUGUGGCUGAUUGGGGGAAUGAUCGAAUCAUGCGUUGGUCCAAAGGAGCCACACAGGGAAGUGUCAUUGUUGGUGGUAACGGUAAAGGAGGACAAUCGAACCAACUCAAUUGGCCCUUCGGUUUGUCAUUCGAUCGAGACGGCAAUCUCUAUGUCGUCGAUCACGGAAAUGAUCGAGUACAAAAAUUCAAUAUCGAAUCCAAUAAGUAA